Molecule: messenger RNA, 2410 nt
Organism: Drosophila bipectinata
Lineage: Eukaryota; Metazoa; Arthropoda; Insecta; Diptera; Drosophilidae
Product: soluble guanylate cyclase 89Db
Biological process (GO): response to oxygen levels; cGMP biosynthetic process; nitric oxide-cGMP-mediated signaling
Cellular component (GO): guanylate cyclase complex, soluble
Molecular function (GO): heme binding; guanylate cyclase activity
Source: RefSeq, a predicted model, not a curated record
CUUCCCGGCUGAAAGGCUGAAAAGGGAAAAGCUCCUUUCGACGCAAACCGACAGCAACAGAUCCGACAACGACAACGACUACGGGUGCCCGGACACACGAAGCUCGUCAGAGGAAAUCAUGGAACAAAUCAGGCUGCCAGAAGCCAAAGAAGCAGCGACAGGCGGCAAAACAAAUUUAGUGUAACAAUAGCAACUGCCGACGACGCAACACGGAGUCCGGAUUCCGGAAAAGUGAGAGGCCCCGAAAAAACGAAAAGUUUUGCGAAACCAAUUUGGACGAUAGACAGGACGACAGGUCCUAAGUGACUGCCGGCCUCACCAUGUACGGAAUGCUGUACGAGAGCGUGCAGCACUACAUCCAGCAGGAGUACGGGAUGGACACCUGGAAGAAGAUCUGCCAGAUUGUCGACUGCAAGCACCAGAGCUUCAAGACCCACCAGAUCUACCCGGACAAGCUGAUGCCGGACAUUGCCGCUGCUCUGUCCGCCUGCACCGGCGAGUCCUUCGACUUCUGCAUGAACUUCUUCGGAAGGUGCUUCGUGCGCUUCUUCAGCAACUUUGGAUAUGACAAGAUGAUCCGCUCCACGGGGAGGUACUUCUGCGACUUCCUGCAGUCCAUCGACAACAUCCACGUGCAGAUGCGGUUCACCUACCCAAAGAUGAAGUCGCCCAGCAUGCAACUGACCAAUGUGGACGACGAUGGGGCCGUCAUCCUCUACAGGAGCGGCAGGACAGGCAUGUCCAAGUACCUAAUCGGGCAGAUGACUGAAGUGGCCAAGGAGUUCUAUGGCCUGGACAUGACUGCGUAUGUGCUUGAGAGCCAGAACGACAUCUGCGGAGGAACCGCGGGUCCCAUCAAGCUCACGGAUGGGCCGUUGACGGUCAUCGUCAAGUACCGACUGGACUUUGAUAACCGGGAUUACAUGAGCAAGCGUGUCAAUGUCAUCGCCCAUCCGUCCCAGCUGAAGAUGCCCUCGGUGGACCUGAACGUGUUCCUGGAGCUGUUCCCCUUCACCAUAGUCCUCGACCAUGACAUGCGCAUCACUCUCGCCGGCGAGAAAAUCAUUGAGACCUGGAUUCUCCAUAAUCCGGGGGUGAAUCCGAAGAGUUUCAUUGGGAGCCACAUCCUAGAGCGGUUUAAGUGCCGGCGGCCCAAGGAUACGCUGAUCCAAUGGGAGACUAUGAUGCAGAUGCGUACAGUUCUCUUCGAGUUCGAGCUCAUUCGAACAGGACACAACCGCGCCGCCUACGACGCGGCUCUAAACAUCGACUUUGACAACUUCGACGAGGGAAGCCUUAACGAGGCCCAGUCCAUGGCUCUGGCCAGUGCCCAGGAGCUCAGCGCCGAGAAUACCAAGGACGAAGCAGUUGCUGGAACAUCCAAAUCAAAGGAGGAGAUCGAUCCCGCCACCGGACAGCGGCGCCACUCUGUCGGCCUAAGGUCCAUUCUGCUAAAGGGUCAGAUGUUCUACAUCAAGGACGUGGAUUCGCUGAUCUUUCUCUGCAGUCCGUUGAUCGAGAAUCUGGACGAGCUGCAUGGGAUUGGACUGUACCUCAACGAUCUUAAUCCACACGGUCUCAGUAGGGAGUUGGUCAUGGCCGGAUGGCAGCACUGCUCCAAGCUGGAGAUCAUGUUCGAGAAAGAGGAGCAGCGCUCCGACGAGUUGGAGAAGUCAUUGGAGCUGGCAGACUCCUGGAAGCGGCAGGGAGACGAGCUGCUCUACUCUAUGAUCCCACGACCCAUUGCCGAGCAGAUGAGAAAGAGUGAGGAGCACGUAUGCCAGAGCUUCGAGGAGGUAUCCGUCAUUUUCAUCGAGGUUCUCAACGUCUAUGACAGCAGCUCCAACAACAUCCAAGAUGCCAUGCAGGCGGUGACCACCUUGAACAAGGUAUUCUCUGCGCUGGACGAGGAGAUCAUCUCACCGUUCGUCUACAAAGUGGAAACCGUGGGAAUGGUCUACAUGGCGGUGUCGGGAGCUCCAGAUGUGAAUCCCCUGCAUGCAGAGCACGCGUGUGACCUGUCUCUACGUGUAAUGAAGAAAGUCAAAGCCCAUGCCCUGCCCGGCGUGGCCAUUCGAGUGGGCAUCAACUCCGGACCAGUGGUUGCCGGGGUGGUGGGCCUUAAAGUGCCCCGGUACUGCCUUUUCGGCGACACGGUCAACACCGCCUCGCGUAUGGAGAGCAGCAGUGAUCCCUGGAAGAUCCAGCUCUCCAACUAUACAGCCCUCAAGGUGCAAAAAGUGGGCUACAAGGUCGAAGCUCGAGGGUUUGUCAAGGUCAAGGGCAAAGGCGAGAUGGAGACCUAUUGGCUACUGGAGGGACCAGAAUAACUUUGAUUCGUCUGUAGUAAUCCAGGGCACAUACUUUUCUAAAAUUUUAAGAGAAUUAACUAAACCCCAAAAGGUACAAG